Molecule: messenger RNA, 447 nt
Organism: Bipolaris zeicola 26-R-13
Lineage: Eukaryota; Fungi; Ascomycota; Dothideomycetes; Pleosporales; Pleosporaceae
Exons: 2
Coding region: 1-447 (148 amino acids)
Source: RefSeq, a predicted model, not a curated record
AUGUGCCGCAAAUGUGAGCAGAAGUUCUGCAGCGAGAAAGCGAUGGUGCAACAUCACGACGCACCGUCUCAUCUUGUCAUGUUUAGCUGCAACGUGUGCAAGAGGCCCUUUGCAAGCAAGCAGGCUAUGAAACAGCAUAAGAGGUCCCCAUUGCAUGCGAGAACACUGACUCGGGAAAACCUUACGGCUGGGUAUGCUGCGAGUGCGUCGUUGAACCCAAAGAAGGCUUCAUCUUACCAAACAGAACCCCGUACACAAGCGGCGCCCUGCAAUUCGAUCAAGGAGGGCGCGUCCAGCGGCACCGACAAUUGGGGCGAGUACUCCGAUAAAGAAGACGCUCGGACAGAAGACGAUUUUCGGGCGGCUUGGGGCGAGGAUCAGAACUGGGCGCUUUGCGAUACAGAUUGUGGGGGGUGUGGACAUUGCGUUGAUGGAGUCGACUACUGA